Messenger RNA from Clunio marinus, 315 nucleotides. Lineage: Eukaryota; Metazoa; Arthropoda; Insecta; Diptera; Chironomidae. The record is from the annotation of a GenBank genome assembly.
AUGGUAAGACACGAAAAACAACAAGCAGUUUUGGAUAAUUUGUUUAUAGAUAUUACUACAGAUAUACAUAAUUUGAUUCCCUUCUAUAAAUUGAAGAGACUGAUAUUGCCGAUUAAUAUAAUUUUACAACGUUAUUUCGUGUUAACAUUUAUCAAAUUAGUUGUGUCGAUUUUAGAUAAUAUGUCUCCAAAACGAAUGAAAAAAAAUCCCAAAGACGAAUUGAACGCGAUGAAAAAAAUCCUCUGUGAUGGAGCAAAAAAUCAAAUGAAAGUGCAAAAUUUUAACAAGGCACUGUUUGGGUUGAAUCAGAUGUAA